Molecule: messenger RNA, 1288 nt
Organism: Oenanthe melanoleuca
Lineage: Eukaryota; Metazoa; Chordata; Aves; Passeriformes; Muscicapidae
Exons: 3
Coding region: 1-666 (221 amino acids)
Source: RefSeq, a predicted model, not a curated record
AUGGCCCCGGCGGGGCCCGGCCCGGCUCGGCACCCGCGGGGUUCCGAGCGCUCCGGCCCGGAGCCGCGGCUGCGGCUGCGCGGCCACCCGGAAGGGGAAGGGGGAAGGGGGAAGGGACCGGGGAAAGAGGAAAGGGAAGGUGGAAUCCGCCGAUUCCUCUGCCGGGCGGUCUGGGGCUGCCCCGCGGGGAGUGCGGCCGCGGGUCGCCGUGACCGGUCGGCGUGUUGCAAAGUUUUCUUAAAAAAAGCUGUUCUUCGGGGUGACCGUCUCCGGAGAGAAUGUGAUGUCAGCUGCCGGACACUUCCAGCACAUCAGGAUCAGCAGGACUCCCCCCGGCACGUGCACAGCCAGCCCCACAGGCUGCGGGAGCCUUUCCCUCCUGCCAGGCCAGAUCAUAGCGCCCUGCUGUUCCCCGGCAAUUCAGACUGCUGGCAGGGAGGGUACUGCUCGCUGCAGGCAGCCAGUUCUGCUCCUGAGCACCUUGGCACCUUGGAGCCUCUUCUUAGCCAGAUAGGAAUGACAAACCCAGGUUCCACUUGGGGCAUGCUGUGUAACCAGAGGGGCUGUAAGGAUGGAAGCAGGCAGCGCUCCAUUCUUCUGUCCCCUGUGACCAUCAGCCCCUGCCAAGACUUUGGGCAGAGAUCUCCUUCCUCCCACUCCCACUGAGCUCCUGCAGUUCUCUAUAAACUCCAGUGCAUUUCUCUGCAGGGACAUCCCCAUGCUCUCAACAGCAGAGUCAAUGCCAGCUGACAUGGAACUACCAGAUCAUUCGCAGAAUCCUUACUGUGACCCCAAUGCACUGGAAGGAUGAAUUGGUCUUUGUUUUCAAAAUGAGAGAACUACAGAUGUUAGCGUUGAAACACAUAAUCACAGGGUGAUUAUAUGCAGGUGCUUUUAUUGAAGAGCUCUGGGAAUCAGGGGUACAAACCCAAAUCUGACUCCCACAUGGAUUCGAGAUGGACAUUUUUUUAUACUCUUUUUGUUAUAUAACUAUAUAUUAAUUAUUAAACCCCUAUUGUUCUACUGUAUAUAUUGAUCUUAUCCAAGCAUGUAUUCUUGUAAUUUUCAUCAGGACCUCCAAGCAUCCUUUCUUAUGAUUCUUGUUACGAUUACAUUGUUUCUCAUUAUUCUUAUUACAAUUAAGCAAUAAUUAUAUUCAAUUACCAAACAAUCAUUGCAUUUAACAAUCAUAUCGUUUAUUGACUAUCAACUUAUCGUUUAUCAAUUAUUGUUUAUUAACUGCAGGUGCAGUUUCACAUCAUCUAAUAAAGACAAAGCUCAACAUUCA